This is a messenger RNA of Anopheles maculipalpis, 1547 nucleotides long. It is a transcript of the gene mTerf5, whose product is annotated as transcription termination factor 5, mitochondrial. Gene Ontology annotation, cellular component: mitochondrial matrix. The transcript has 4 exons. The record is from RefSeq and is a predicted model, not a curated record. Bases 1 to 1521 code for a protein of 506 amino acids. NCBI's taxonomy places the organism in Eukaryota, Metazoa, Arthropoda, Insecta, Diptera, Culicidae. Gene Ontology annotation, molecular function: double-stranded DNA binding. Gene Ontology annotation, biological process: regulation of DNA-templated transcription; termination of mitochondrial transcription.
AUGCUACGGUUACAAAUAUUCUAUCCGGACUCUUUUGUUUUGGUAGGUGCUGAGUACCGAGUGGUGCAGAAAUGGUUGUUGAACAACCCAGCACUGCUAGAGCUGGAUCCGGAUGAAACGGUCAAGAAAUUGUGCUACCUAAAGUACGUUCACGUAACGCCGGAUGAAAUUUUGGAACAGCCGCAGGUGCUUUUCAACCAUCUCAUUACGCUGGAGAACCGAACGACAAUUUUGCGCGAAUGUGGAUUAGUGGAAGGCCUCACGCUGAAUGCGAUUGGAAAUUAUCUAAAGCUAAUACGCAAAAGUAUAUUUUUGCUAAAGCGUAAUCACUUAAUUCCAAAGGAUUUGGACAUGUACGAACAGAUGAAGCGCCAGUUCGAAUGUCCGGUAGAACCGAAGCUAAAGUGGGACGAUCUCACGCUGCUGCAGGAUAUGCGCAUUUCGUUCUUCAACGAAUUUCUUACCAAACGACUAGACUUUGGCGGUGAAGAGCUCGCGAAGCUGUGGAAGUCAUACUCGAAAAUCAAGCAUAAAAGCUUCGGUCAUACGCAGCGCGUUAUCGACAUACUGCAGUACGAUUAUAAAUUUAGUCGCGAUAAGCUGGUCGCCCACAUGUACUUGCUUCAUGCGGAUCCGGAAAAUUUGCUUCGCUUUCCGGUGGAGGUACCAACGAUCGGUGGGAUCGAUCUGAAGGAGCUUAUCUUUAAGUAUCCCAAGAUUAUGAUGGUAAACUACAGCUCGGUGAAGCAGGUGACCGGUAUAUUGAAACAGUUGGACAUACCGGACGGGGAAGUGUUGAAAAGUUUGGCCAUUUUUACGCUCUCGCCGAAAACGAUAGAAUAUCGGCUGCAACGACUGAUGGCGGUAAAGGAGUUUGAAGUGCUAACGAAACAUCCGCGUGUGUUGCGAUUGAUACAGUACCACACGAAGGCUGCCAUAAGGUUGGAGUAUUUGCAGCAGCUAAAGGUGCGUUGCGCUUCGUUGGAUGUGCUGUCGAGUAAUUCACAAAACUUUGAAAGGUACGUCCGUGAAGGUUGUGACAAAACGAAAGGCAAAGAUACGGGCCAUGUACUGAAACACAUAUUCAAGGAACGUGGGGAGGCAGCACUGCAGCUGAUAAAGCGUCACCCAAAUUGGUAUCACGUGCCGGUACUGCAAAUGCAGGAAACGGUUGACACUUUGCUGAAGAAAAAGUUUACGUUGGAUGAUAUUUUUAACAAUAUGCACAUACUGCUUUAUCCACUGAAUCGAAUAGAAGAGAAACUUACCUUGCUUCAAAACGAUGACACAAAGCUACAGGAAGAGCUCGGUGUGGAGCUGUACCGAGCGAACAAAACCCAACUGUUGGCGUUGGCAUUGUACUUGGUCGAGUUGGAUUUCCAUUUUACCGGCGAUGGUGUGUGGCCGGAACAGGUACAGCAGAGUGAUUCGAGCUCGACGAUUACGGUGGAACUGCCGAGCAGUUUAAGCGGCGAGUACAAGUUUGGCAAGAAGCCACCCACCGCAAACAGUUCCUCGUGAUAGAAGGUGGGAAGAUUUUCGUAUGC